This is a messenger RNA of Camellia sinensis, 1981 nucleotides long. RefSeq names its product cyclase associated protein 1 (gene CAP1). The record is from RefSeq and is a predicted model, not a curated record. Lineage: Eukaryota; Viridiplantae; Streptophyta; Magnoliopsida; Ericales; Theaceae. Gene Ontology annotation, biological process: cytoskeleton organization; actin filament organization. Gene Ontology annotation, molecular function: actin binding; adenylate cyclase binding. Gene Ontology annotation, cellular component: cytoplasm.
GGUCCAUUCACAUUUCACACACACCAGCAUCAUCAUAUAUUCCCACGCACGAUCCAAACCAACCUUUUUCGCUUCCUUUCGGCGUUUCAAACCAAAAAGCAAAAGCAACAUCAACAACAACAUCCAGAUCUACACCACCUUCUGCAAAUUCUAGAGAGAGAAACUUUUCAAGAGAGAGAGAGAGGGGGGGCGCCAUGGAUGAGAAGCUUAUAGGGAGGUUGGAAUCGGCGGUGGUGCGUCUCGAGGCGCUGUCCGCCGGGUUCCGGACCGGAGUUUCCCUAGAGAGCGGCGGAGAUGCGACGGCGCUGGAUCCGUCAAUCACCGCAUUCGACGAUCUGAUGGCGGAAUACGUUGGGAGGGUUUCGGCUUCUGCGGAGAAGAUUGGGGGACAAGUGUUGGAUGUGACAAAGAUUCUCGCGGAGGCGUUCUCUGUUCAGAGAGAGCUUCUCGUCAAGGUCAAGCAAACUCAGAAACCUGACAUGGCAGGGUUGGCUGAAUUUCUCAAGCCGCUAAAUAACAUGAUAAUGAAAGCCAACGCAAUGACAGAGGGAAGGCGAUCUGAUUUCUUUAACCACUUGAAAACUGCUGCUGACAGUCUCACAGCUGUAGCUUGGAUUGCAUAUACUGGCAAAGAUUGCGGUAUGAGCAUGCCUAUUGCACAUGUGGAAGAAAGUUGGCAAAUGGCUGAAUUCUACAGCAACAAGAUUCUUGUAGAGUACAAAAAUAAAGACCCGAAUCACGUGGAGUGGGUAAAAGCUCUAAAGGAGCUCUAUGUACCAGGUUUGAGGGAUUAUGUGAAGAGUCACUAUCCUUUGGGCCCUGUUUGGAGUGCCACAGGAAAAUCAACUGUUUCUGCUCCGUCAAAAGCUCCUACAUCAAGAGCCCCCGCUCCUCCACCUCCUCCAUCAGCAUCACUCUUUAGUUCAGAAUCUCCUCAUUCUUCAUCAUCACGCCCAAAGGAAGGAAUGGCUGCUGUUUUUCAAGAAAUUAAUUCAGGGAAGCCAGUGACCACAGGUUUGAGAAAGGUCACAGCCGAUAUGAAAACCAAGAACCGUGCAGAUAGGACAGGCAUUGUUGGUGCUAAUGAAAAAGAAACUCGUGUGAAUUCACCGUCUUUCUCUAAAACAGGACCUCCAAAGCUGGAGCUUCAAAUGGGUCGUAAGUGGGCAGUUGAGAAUCAAAUUGGAAAGAAGAAUUUAGUGAUUGAUGACUGUGAUGCAAAGCAGUCUGUAUACAUUUUUGGAUGCAAAGAUUCCGUUUUACAGAUCCAAGGGAAAGUUAACAACAUAACAGUUGAUAAAUGCUCCAAGAUGGGUGUUGUAUUCGCGGAUGUUGUGGCUGCUUGUGAGAUUGUGAAUUGCAAUGGUGUUGAGAUUCAAUGCCAGGGUUCUGCUCCAACAAUUUCAGUGGAUAACACAGCAGGUUGCCAAUUAUAUCUAAGCAAAGAUUCUUUGGAGGUUUCUAUAACAACAGCUAAGUCAAGCGAAAUCAAUGUCCUUGUACCUAGUGCUGAGCCAGGUGGCGAUUGGGUAUGUUUAGACAUUUCUUUUAGGUUUUCCAGGGGGAGCAUUCAUUGCCGCAGCAGUUUGUUCAUGUGUACAAGAAUGGCCAGUUCGUAACAACUCCGGUCUCCCACUCUGGAGGAUAACUGGGAGAAUUUUCACAUUCAAUUGCUGAUGUGCCUUUUUGUUUUUUUCUCGUUUUUUCUUCUUUCCUUCCCUGUUUAAUUCCUUGGAAGCCAUUUUUCUUUCCUGUUUAUUCAAAUGCGAUCUCUUUGAACACAUGGCAUGUUCUUGCUGGUUUUUUGUUUUGUUUUGUUGUUUUGUUUGAGCAAACUGUUGUAAUAUUCUGCAUGUGUUUGUCAGUCUGUUAAAUUGGGUGUUGAAGUCUUUCGAUUGUCUUUUCACUCAUUUGUAUGAAAUUUUUGUAAUGAAUGGGUUUGUCCCCUGUUGUAUGCUCUGCAGUGAGAUGUUUCUGAAAA